Molecule: messenger RNA, 1435 nt
Organism: Fragaria vesca subsp. vesca
Lineage: Eukaryota; Viridiplantae; Streptophyta; Magnoliopsida; Rosales; Rosaceae
Exons: 10
Coding region: 515-1216 (233 amino acids)
Source: RefSeq, a predicted model, not a curated record
GACAACACCUAUUAUGUACUUAAACAUUUGCUAGGUACGUUUAGCAACACCUAUUAUACUAUUAUAUAAAGUAGUUCGUGUUUUGAAAAACUAAUUGAAUUUUCUGGGCUUAUAUCAACGGAGAGAGAGAAACUUAACGAUUGGAUUAGAAGAGUAGGAAAUUUGUGCAAGCUGGUUUUGUUUUGUAAUUGUAUACAAAGCUCAACUUUCGAUUUAUGUUGUCAAUAUGCGCUUCGCUGUUGAAAAAGUACAGAUUUGCAGACAAAUUCGAAUGGAAACACUGCACAAUUUUACCAUCAAUAAAAUAAUAUAAAAGCAAUUAUCUCUCUGUAAAGGAGGGAGCGAAUAAAAAGCUAGUCUUUCUGUUUACGUCGUGCGGAGAAGAAAAGACCCACCACUUUUCUCUCUCUGUUGCAAUUCUCUCAGAGUUAUCGCUCAAAUACACCCAACUCCGAUCCAACUCUUCUCUGCAUCUUUGAUUGUGUUUAGGUUAGAUUGCAUCAUAGCACAGACAAUGCCGAAUUGGGCGCUCAAGAGUUGUUGCAAGCAUGACCAGGUCAUGUUCUUAGCGACUAUCGGAGUCUUUACCGUUGUCAUCCUAGCGCUAUGGAGGACAGUACUACUCACGCCUUUUAAGCUCAUUACAGUUUUCCUGCAUGAAGCAAGCCAUGCGAUCGCUUGUAUACUGACAUGUGGCAAGGUUGAGGGUAUCCAGGUUCACGCAAAUGAGGGCGGGGCCACACAAACACGUGGUGGCAUAUAUUGGUUCAUCUUGCCUGCAGGAUAUCUAGGUUCAUCAUUUUGGGGAAUGGCAUUGAUACUUGCGUCAACGAAUCUCCUUACUGCUAGAAUUGCUGCUGGUUGUUUAGGUGUUGCCCUGCUUGUUGUGCUUUUUGUGGCCAAAAAUUGGACUCUUCGAGGACUUUGUUUAGGAUUUAUCAUAUUCCUUGCAGUAGUAUGGGUUCUGCAAGAACUCACGAAAAUCCAUAUUCUUCGCUAUGUCAUUCUCUUUAUUGGUGUGAUGAACAGUUUGUUUUCAGUUUACGAUAUUUAUGAUGAUUUAAUAUCUAGAAGGGUAAAUUCCAGUGAUGCGGAAAAGUUUGCAGAAGUUUGCCCUUGUCCCUGCAAUGGGGUUGGAUGGGGAGUCAUAUGGGGAUUGAUAUCUUUCACAUUUCUUUGUGCAUCUGUAUAUCUUGGACUUGUCAUCUUGUCCUGAGUUCACAGGUUCAAGGAUGUCGGAUCAUAAUCUUCUUGGGGCCACAGGGUGUGUCAGUUCUCAAUUUUUAUUUUAUAUAUAAAUCAAUUUAUGUUAACUGAUAUGGUUUGUAUUGGCAACAAUGUACCCAUCCUCAUUCAUUUCACCCUACUCUCGUCAUAGUUCCUGUACAGUAGUUUGUAGUGGUUAACAUACUGUACACAAAACAAAAGGCUGUAA